Suillus fuscotomentosus is the source of this 1287-nucleotide messenger RNA. RefSeq lists its product as uncharacterized. The record is from RefSeq and is a predicted model, not a curated record. Lineage: Eukaryota; Fungi; Basidiomycota; Agaricomycetes; Boletales; Suillaceae. The transcript has 3 exons. The annotation marks the transcript as partial.
GUCAGCUCGGAGUCGGAUGCCGAGGAUGAGUUCAAGGAGGACAAAGACGCCCUUGAGAGUGAAGACUCACAGUAUGAAGAUGAAGUCGCCACCUCUCGUAAACGCAAGGUGAAGGGAACCAGAGGCCAUCGCUCGCAGAAGCGACGUGCUCCAUCAAGCGACGUUCAAGCUGUUGAACCGCCUCGCGAGGGCAGAAAAGCUGUCAAGGGCAAGGGCAAAGCGGUUGACCAGGAUACUGGCAAGGAGCAGAAGAUCGCAAAGAGAGUGCGCUAUGUCUCUGCCGCAACUGAAUCAGACACUGAACAGGAUGGACAUAAAGCUUCACGUCUUCGUGAUGGCCCACAGGACUCAUUGCAACCACGCACUCAACGCGUCGUUCCAGGAUCAUCUGAAAGUGCACGCCAAGCUGCGCUAUACUCAGAAGGCAAGCGUCAACCGCACGCACCAGGAGGUUCCAACACCACCCAGGAUGCACGACAAGGAAGUCUCGACACCUCCCAGGAGGUGCUGCAAGAUGCCUCGCAAGGACCUCCAGAUGCCCCGCGAGGAAGCCGUGAUACAGCCCAGGUCGCACAGCAACGAGGACCCAGAGGCCCCAGAACCUCUAGAUGGGAUUUACCUUUGAGGGGGAAGAUGGAGGACACGUUCACGCAGCCCACGCAGGCCAGCGACCAUUUGGAGGUGCCUUCACCCACACCUUCAUCCCCAUCCCCUCAGAGUCGAGAGCAACCGCGCUCACUUCUUCCAGCACCCCAUGAUCAGCACAACACAACUGCCCAACCUAAUGGGCAGCAAAACAUUAGCAAUAGAAGUCUUCCUCUGCCACCAUCUCGUGGUUCUACGGAGUACCAGCCCAUGACUCAACGGCAUCUGCCUAGCGGUGUGAAUUAUGCCCCUGGUGUCAAUGCAGCUCGUCAGCCUCAACAUUCCAUGGAUGCUCACAACACCAUGUACACAUAUCCUCCACCCCCUCCUCCUCACCCCUACUAUCCUACGCGCUCAGAUUCCUAUGAGCAAGGGACUGGAGCAUACCGUGGAGGAAGGGACGUGCACGAUGGUCGUGUACCUGCUCCUCGCCAGGAAUACCCAGGAUACCGUGAUGGCCGGGUGAUCUAUGAUCAUUAUCAAGGUCGAGCCCCGCGUCAUGACGGACUUGAUCUUCAUCAAAACUGGCCCCGUUAUGCCGCAUAUCCUGAGGAUGGACGGACGAUUCGCGCUAAUUCAACAAGCCCGCUACCUGGUCUUAUGCAGUACUCGUCGUCUCCCCCUCAGUCUGAAGGCAAUUAG